CUUUUUACUUUGUCUCACGUGCGAGCGCGGGCGUACGAUGAUCAUUUCGAAUUGAAUAACUUCUUUUUUUUUUUUUUUUUUGGAAAUAAUUUUUAUCCAGGAUAAAUACGUUUGAUAGCAUUUACUUAAAAGAUACGGUUAAAAGAUACGGCCAGGAUAAUAAAAAAACAAUUUUAUAGUACCGAGUAGAGGUCGCUGUGAUGUUGCGCACGAUUACAAAUAUCAAACAAACAAAGUGACGCAGGUGUUAAUUCACUCAAAAAUAUGAUCGUUUAUUGUAUUAUAGUUUAAUAUUUGAUUGUGCAAAAAGUUGUGAUGUUUUCACAGCCAAAAGAAUCUCCUUCUGUGGAAGACUUUACCGAAGACGAUUCUUUGGGAUCUUCGAUAAGUUUGAGCGUAGGUGAAAACUCGAUACAUAUAAAAGAAAAACCUAAAUUGGUAAAAGAACCGGAACCUCCACCUGACAGUGAAAUAAAUCUUGAAGAAAAAUGGUGGUUAAAAAGGCCAGAUACGCGUCUUGAAAUCACAAAUACUAAAGCUAUAGAAAUGAAGACGAAGAAAACACCUACACCUUCACCAGACAUAAGUUCUUCUAUGAAGGAAUUUCUUGAGAAAGAAAAAAUGUGCAAAAUUAUGCAUAAAAGCGAAGGAGAGGUUAAAGAUAAGGACGACACAUUAUGUGAUAUACUAGCUUCUGUAGCUUUCGACAAAUAUCAAUCAGAUUUUGAAAAUGCGACCGACGAAGAUAUAGGUAGCAUUUUAGAAGAAAUGAGCAGAAUUGCUGGGGCUUUAAGUCCAAAUUCUGCUCCAGACAACGCAAAAUCUGGAAGUUCAAGUAAGCAUCAUACGGAAGAGGAAAAGUCUGUAGAAGAAUUGCUAGAAGAGGCUGAAAAACUUGUACUCAAAAAUACUAGUAAUUUAUCAAAGAGCAUAUCAAAGUCUGAAACUUUAGUUCCUGACAAUGAUCAAGAUAAUCAGGAAGAUUUAAGUAGAGUUAGAAAAUUAGAGGAAGAUAUUUUUCAGUUGAUAAAGGAAGAAGUACAUAAGGAAUCAGAGAAGAUUAAGAAAAGUCCGAAAUAUGAAAAGAAAAGGGAUACUAGUCCUGGAAUUGAAGUGGUUUAUGAGAAUGUCAAUGUUUUGCGACCUCCUAAGACAUUAGAAUUUCAAAGAAAAAAAUUUGAAGAACAGAAAGUAGAAAUAUCUAGUAGUUCUGAUUUAGAUGAUCCGAUUGAAAGACAUUCAAGAUCAGAAGAAUUAAAAAGUAUUAAAAAAAUGAGCGAAAGUAAAGAUAGUUUGCAAAAAGAAAUAACGGAUGUCGAUAAAGAUUUUUUUGAAAACCUUCUGAAAAGAUCUAAAGAAAGGCUAGAAGGUGGCAUGUCAGGAAGUUCUAGCUUUGGACAAGAAGAUUUUUCACAUUUUUUAAAAUUGUUACAAGGUCAAAGCGAUAAAAAAGAACAAGAAUUAAAAGAAACUAUUCCAAUAUAUGAUCUUUUUUUAAAAUCAACAAGAGGAGAUGGUAUUUCUACUGUGGAGGGACAAUCAACUAUCGAUAAGAGCCCAGAAUUUCCAGAGAAAGAAAUUUCUGAAAUACUGGAGAAGGAACUACCUCAUACUCAUAUUAAAGGAACAGAGCACAAAACGGGUGAACUAGAGUUAAGGGAAUCCAAAGAAGUUCAACAGUUAGACGAUAGAAAAAUAAUUGAUGCUUCUUAUUCUACUAAACGAACGCAUGAUCAGUUUGUAUUACAUAAGAUAGAUCAGACUUCUCCCAAAGUUACUGAUACGAACGAUGACAAUAAAAAAGUUGUCAAUUCCAAAAAUGAAUUGUAUACUGUGGGACUUACUCCUAGAUUAGAAUUGUUUGCAGAUGCUAUUCCUAAACUCAUCGCUGAAAAGUCUAACGAAAAUAUACAAAAAGAGAAUAAAUUAGAAAGUGAUAAGGAAUCCAUUAUAAAGGAAACUAACACAAAGAUUAAAACUAAUACAGCCAGUUCGGAAAAAACUUCUCGAGUUAAUAGCAAAGAUUCUUAUCUACGUGAUUGGCGGAAACGUGUAUCGGAUUUGCCAAAAAGUAGUCGUGUUGUUAAUGCUCCAGAUAAUAAGAAUCAGAAGAAAGAAAUUAGAUUCUGUAAAUCUAAAAGUUAUGAUCAAAUCUGUAAACCACAAUUAAAGAACUCUCAAGAAAAUAUAAAAGUUCCAAAAUCUGCAGACGUUACAAGGAAAGCAAAUCCAUUAGUAGUUAAGAAAUCUCCUAUAUUGAAACCAAAAAUACAAUCCAAGCCUGUCUCAAAGUUUUUACCUAGAAGUAAAACUCUCUCACAGUCAAAGGGUGAUAUAGAAAAAGCUGGUUCCACAUUAAGUUUACCAUGUAGAUCUUCUCAAUUUAGAUCUUCACCUGAAAGUCCUAUGGCUGGUGGUGAUACAAAGCAGAACGUAAUAAAAAAAGAUUGGGAAGCCUCGUGUCGUGAAGAAAAACAUAAAAAUAUUUUAUUAAAGCAGCAGUUGGAAUCUGAAGUGAAAUUAUAUAAAAGUCAAAUAGAUAAUAUGCGUUUGUCUUUUGAGGAAGAGCUGUUUGCAUUAAGAAAGGAGAAUAUAAUUUUGAAAGCAAAAAUAGAUGAACUGUCUUUAAAUGAAAAACAUGAAAAAAUUCAUUCAAAGUCGGAUGCUAAGGUUAUCGUUUUGGAACAAGAGAUAGAAAAGCUAGAAAAUGUAAUUCGUACGUAUGAAGCUGAGAAUAAAAAGUUGAUACAAGAUACAAAACGUAUGCAGGAAGAAAUAAAAAAGUUGCAGCAAAAGCAGAAAUCUAGCACAUUAGAAAUGAACGAAAUGCAACGUUUAAUAGAUCGUAUUAAAGAUUUAGAGGAAGAUGCAUUAAAAUUAAAUUUAGAAGUUUCUGAGCUUAAAGAGAAAAAUGCUGAUUGUACUUUGAAGAACGAUGAUUUGAUACAACAAAAUGGUUUACUUAAUGACGAGUUGGAAAUGUUUAAAGAACAAUUUAGAGCAAAGAAUGAUUUUAUUACAGACAGGUUACAGGCGAUGACCAAGGUAGAGGUUGACUUGAAAAAACAAGUGGAAGAACUAAAUAUAAAAUUAAGUUCUAAAAGUGAUCAAUUACGCACAACAAAAUUAGAAUUUGAAAAACUUCAACAAAAGGUUCUACCCUUAGAGAAGGAGCUUUUAGAAUUUAGAGUUAAGGAAGGUAAUCUUCAAGAAAAAUUACAGACUGCUAAAAAUCACGUUGAACGUGAGAAGCAACUUACACAAAAGUUGAAGGAUCAAGUAAUACUUGAUAACAAAAAAAUUAUGGAUUUAACCAGACAGGUACGUGAAAUGGAACGUAUUCUUAAAAGAAAAAAUCCAGAUUCGGUAUCUGCUUUAAUAUUAACUGCUAAUUCGGAACAAGACAAAAUAGGUACUGAAAAAGUAAAACUUCUUGAAGAGAGAAUAGCCGUUCUUGAAAAAGAAAUUGAAAGCAAAGAAGAUAUCUCACAGCAAAAGUUGUUCGACUUGCAGCAAAAGUUUUCUGAUAUGAAAGAAAAGUAUACUUUGCAGAUAACAGAAUUAGAAGCUAAAUUACUAGAAGCAACUGUUGCAAAUCAAAAGGUAUACAAUGAUAUGUUUACACAAACAACUAUUAAAACCAGUGAAAGUAAAGGAGUAGAAACAUAUAAGAAAGAUGAAAGGUCUUUAUCAAUCGAUAAAGAGGAAAGAAAGGAUCAAAGAAUUGUAAAGGUUGGUCCAAAAUCACAAAAUCCAAAAGAAGAUGCUCAUCUGAUUGCAACGAUACGUGGACUUAAAUUGGAACUUUCAAAUAAAGAUAGGGCAGUUUCUAAGCUUACAAAAGAAUAUCAGGAGUUACAAAAGACUAAUAGACGAUUACAGAAAGAACGUGAGAAACUUUUAAAUGAUCGUAGGACAUUCAAAAGUGCAGAUCUUGAAAAAGCUAAUGCAAAAUUGUUGGGUUCGCGAUCUACAGAAGGUAAUGAUCAGAACUCAAACAUAUAUCAAAAUGGACAUGCGACAGAUCAGGGUUCACGAUUAACCGCGUCUACUCAUAAAUUAUAUGAUCCAAUGCAUUAUACAGAAACUACUGACAAUGCCUUGAUAAAAAAAUUAUUGAACGAUAAUGAAAUUCUAAAGGAAGAACUGAGCAAAAUAAAUAAGGACUUCAUGGCACUGAAAAACAAGAGACUUCAUGAUUUGAAUCUUCUACAGGAAGAACAUGAACGAGAAAUGGCUACUCUUGUGAAGGAAUAUAGCAUCAAAUUUGGAGAUUCUAAAGUGGUAAAAUUACAGGGACAGGUUAAUACACAGGUAGCUGUAAUUACUCAUCUGAAGGAACAAAUUGAUAAAUUAAGGGAUUACAAGGAACAGGUGGUUGUGUUAAAGGCUGAACGAGAACAUUUAGAGAAUAAAGUGAAAACGCUAAAUGAGAAAGUUAAAUAUCUUUCUACACCGGGAACUGAGCAGUUACAAUUACUACAGGACAAAAUUACAAUUCUUCAGCAGAGGCAUGAAAGUCGCGAAAUGACCUUACAGUCUUUGGUACGUAAUUUGCUUAGAAAUCGUACGCAGUGUAAAGACUGUAAGAAUGAAAAGGGUAAAAAUCGACAGCUUUGUUACUUUCGCCAAGAACUUGAUCAUAUUCUUGCAAUGUUACAAGAAAUUGCCAAUUCUCAUUAACGCUGACACGCAUUUAAUGUGUCUUUUCAAAGUGCCCAUAAGACUGUUGUUAAGCACGUGAUUGUAACAUCACAUAAUGUCAUAUAUGUGGUGCUUGUUUCGUUUGUCGAUCGAUAUGAUUUGUUUCGUAUGAAUCACGUCGAGGAAAAACCAUGGCCAAAGUCUAACGUCCAUGAUAUAAUUAAUAUUAGCUUUAGCCGUGUAUUUUUCUUUUCUCGCUAUUGCAUCAAUCGAUGUUGAGACUAUUACAGAAGUUUUAUCGCCGCGAAUAUAAAUAUCAAGAAACUUCUUAUGAAAAUCGAUGAGAUUUUUCAUCACUGCCAAAGAUACGACUACUAAUAAGAUAGUAGUUACUAUAUAGCUAUCAACGAAGUUAUAUACGUUAUUAAAUCUCCUUGUCUUCUCUCUUAUGCCUGCUUGCCAUUUUAUAUAUAUAUAUAUAUAUAUAUAUAUAUAUAUAUAUAUAUAUAUAUAUGCAACGAGUUAGCCAAAAUAAUAAUAAGUUAAAAGCUUUGAUUUUGACAAAUUUACAAAUUUAUUUUUAAUAACAGGAUCAAGAAUAUUAAUUUAUUUACUUUAUAUUAGCCAUACAUUAGCAUUAAAUGUGUUCCAACCUUUUGGAUUUCAAAUUUAUAAACACAUGUAUACGUGAAAUGUUAAUUAUUCGUUAUUUUAUUAACUGCGACUCGACGAAGUAAUAGAUUGCGUCACUACAUAGAGAUUUACUUACACGUCUAUCUUCCAGAGUUAGGUAGAAUCUAGUUUUUUAUAAUGUCCUUUCUUGAAGAUUGUUGUAAAUAGUUGUCAUCUUCUUCAGAAUUAUAUUUAUGUCAUAUUUAUCCGAGUUCCAUUCAUACUCGGUAUUUCAUAAUCAACGAAUUCAUAUUUGCGGUUGUAUCAUUCGUACCAGAGUGAAGGAACUCAUUCAUUGCUAAAAGACUCUACGCAUUUGUAGUUUAAAUGAUCUCGCCAAAGUAGAUGUAUUUAUAUAUAGCACACAUACAUAUAAACAAUCGCACAAUUUAACGCAUUCCGGCCUCCAUAGUGUAAUGAAGAAUUCAUCAGAGAUGUAUAUUUUAUUUAUUCUAAUUAGAAAAUUCAAAUUUUCAUCUAAAUGUAUAACUUAAGCUAAUUAAGUGGAGCGAUUACACGAGUCGAAUUCUUUUUCUAGUAUACGGUGUACGAAUAGUAUAAAAUAAAAUAAAAAAGAAAAAAAAAAAGAGAAAAAAGAUAGAAAACAAAAAAGACAGAAAAAAAAUUGCAAAAUUUCUGUCUCGUGUAAUCGCUGCUUGUUUUUAUUAAAAAAGAACCUGUUGAUAUAUUCCAUGAUUAAUGUGCUACAUCACGAAGUUUCGCUACUACGUUAUUCAAUUAUAUUAUUAUUCGUAUAGGUGAAACUAAAGAUUGAUAGUAGAACGAACUUAAAUGGUUUUUCAAGUUUGUACAUAUCUACUUGAGCCAGUUUAAUAGUUCUAUAUGACAAAUAUUAUUCUUAAUAUAUUUACUAUCAAACUAUCCUUCGUAAUAUUUUUUCAAAUAGUUGGAUGUAUCGAUUUUUUCUACUUUUUUUUUUUUUUAAUUUAUGAUUCGUAUAGAUCACUUUUUCAAUACGAGAAAUUGUAUAUUUAAAUAUUCGAGAGAUGAAAAGAAUGAAAAUCAUGUUACAUAUUGUGUAUAACAUUGUUUUAUAAAGUGUAUCUGAUCUAUUUCUAGAUUAGAUAACAUUGUCUUCAAAUUUCUUUAGAUAUAAGAGUGUAACGAUAAUUUCGAAAAUAUAUGAAAAAGUAAUGUCCAGUAUGUUCUUUUUCUUUUUUGAAGAAGAAGAAGAAGAAGAAGAAAAAAAGAAGACACGACUGUUGAGAAAAUUAUCUUCUUUUUUUCAAAUGUGAUUUGAUAUGAACAAAUAAAAUAAUGGAAAGACUUAGCACAAAAUUGUAGUUUCGAGUAGUUGAUAGGAAACAUUUAUAGGAUACGUUAUAUUAAACAAUUUUAUAUAUACGUAAUUAAAUCAAAAAUAAUAAUCCAUGACUUGUACAAUUUUUAAUUUAUGGCUAGAACGUACAUACUGUUGAAUUUUAGGAUAAAUCAAAACGAUUUUAAUUGUGUUUUAUUUUGGAUAAACUUUAUCAAAUUUAUAUCUGUGUAGAUUCUAUUAUUUUUAUUUACAAUACGUAUAUAUAUAUAUAUAUAUAUAUAUAUAUAUAUAUAUAUAUAUAUAUAUGUAUGUAUGUAUGUAUAUAUAUAUAUAUCGUAUUAUUGCUUUCUGAAUCAUAAAUAAUAAAAUACUUUUCUAGCGAUUGCCUUCAUACUUAGUGUUCGUUCGAAAUAUUUGUUUGAUAUUAGUAACAAUUUUUAUAAUCCAAAUACUUGAACGAACACAUUACUCAUGAUAAAAAAUAUGUGAUAAAAUAAUAGCGUGUUAUUUAAUACUUAUAAUGUUCAUAUUAAUUAUAUUUCACAUACUAUGUUAGCUUAAUAAUAAAAUUUCUAAAUUUGCUAGAGUACUACUUAUAAAAUAUAAUUGGAUGAACGAUAGACUUCUUUUAACACUGAAUAUUAAUUUAUGUAGAAACAUUUAUUUGUUUAAUCAGUUUUGAAUGAAUAUUCCAUUGAAUCUUCAAUUAAUAUACAUCGAUUUUUACAAUCAACAAUUUACGAGUUCAAUGAUCUAUAUGUAUUAGCUAUAUAUUUCCACAUUCUUUCGUUUUAAUUACUUCUUGUAAAAUCUUUAAUAUGCAAAGUAUAAAAAUAAUAAUCGAUACGGGAUUGUACAUAAAGAUUAUAUAAUAGCAAUAAAAAAGUCCAGAGGGUGAUAAUAUGAAAAUAGCAUUAUGUUUCAAAACAAUAUUUAAUACAUAAAUCAUAAAAAUAAACAAUAUAAAUAUAUAGAAAAUUAUGAACAAAUAUUAUAAUGAAUAUAAAUCUUAAUUCACCAUUUUUCGAUGUCCCGUUUAUCUUGGAAAAUUGGUAUAUUUUAUAAAAAACUAUAUCAAAAAAGUUCUUUUACAGAUUUCUUUAAUAUAAAGAGAUACAUCAUAUCGUAUCAAUUAUUUUUUUUUUUGUAGAUUUAAUGGCGGAGGAAAUUUUAAAGUCAAAUUAAUACUUUUAGAUGAAAUUACAUUCUUUUCAUAGUUCGAUGAACAUUUGAUGAGAAAAAUGUUCAACGACAUGCCAUAUGAAGUCAUUAUUAUUAUUAAAAAAUAUUAUAAAUUUUUAAAUAAUUAAAGAGUAUCGCUGGUUGUUAGAUGUUAGGUUGCAUACUGUAAGGAAUUUUUUUUAUCUCUUUUUGUGGUUCUUCAAUCACCGAUCCAAGUAAAAAAAUUUAUUUCGUAAAAAGUUCGGCUUUACAUCUUUAUAAACGGAAUACUCUUUAUACAUAUAUACGUGUUCUACUUUUCUAUCCAUCCGGAUAUAAUUCUUCUUUUAUACAUUUUAGAAAAAGCUAGGUUUUAUCUUUUCUAUUGUUGUACGUCGUUUUACUACUUGCUCAACCGAGCGUUUCUCCAAAGAAAUCUAUUUUGAAACAUAUACAAACUUUGGGACGUUUGCAGACAAUAUUUUCUUCUUCAAAAAAAUCUAAAGUAACCAGUAGUAAACUUCAAACUAUUAUUAUAACUUUUAUUCAAUCUAUUAUUAUAAAAGAAAAUUUAUGACCCACAAUAUCUUAGUUUUACAGUUUUACAGUACUGGAAUUUUAAGAUCAAAGAAUUAAGAAAGGAGAGUAAGUCUGUGAUUUUUCAUUUCUAAAUGCAGUUAAAAUAAAUCAAACAAAUAUGAAAAAGAAAAAUAAUUUAUUAUUUUCCCUUUCAGUUGGCCGGUAUAAUCAAAUAAAUUGUAGAUGUUUACAAGAUUUGGAAACUAACGAUGACAAUGAAAAUACUUACGAGAAAAUAGAAGCUAUUAUUAAAAAAGAAAAAAGAUUAGAAUACGUAUUUAGAUGUUUUGUAGAGAAGCCAUCUUUACGUGGCACCAGUAUAUCAAACGUUAUUAUGAUUUCCAUAUGAUCUUGUAAUAUAAAAAAUGAAAUAUUCUCAAUAAUUGUAUAGAAAGAUGAUUUCAUUCGUUCCUAGACUGUUUGGCCAA
Vespula vulgaris is the source of this 8766-nucleotide messenger RNA. Its product is annotated as centrosomal protein of 162 kDa. Gene Ontology annotation, cellular component: axonemal microtubule; centriole; centrosome. The transcript has 6 exons. The coding region runs from base 316 to 4683 and encodes 1455 amino acids. The record is from RefSeq and is a predicted model, not a curated record. Gene Ontology annotation, biological process: cilium assembly. NCBI's taxonomy places the organism in Eukaryota, Metazoa, Arthropoda, Insecta, Hymenoptera, Vespidae.